UAGGAUUAUAUCAGUAUAUAAAGGACCCUAGAACACCAAUACACUCAAUUAACUCACUACACACACUCUCUCUCUCAUGCAGAUUUGGUGAUUACAAACACUAAUGCCAUAAACUGCAACACACAACACACACCAUGAUUCUCCACACACAAAAUCGUCACCAAACAAAGUCAAAUUCUUCAUCAUCUGAUCCCAGCAAGGUACGCAAAAACUCCUUCCACUGGCGGAGCGACUCCAGCGAGCUCGACGUUUUCGAGGCGGCGCGCUACUUCUCCGCCGCCAACGACCAUCUCCAGCCCUACAUCAACGGCGUCAACUUCGUCAGAGAUCCAAACCGCAACCACAUCCCUCGCCGAAGCCUGGACGUCACGAUCAUGCGAUCUAAUCCAAUUCCUCCUGACUACCAUCACCAAAUCACCGACCAAAAGCAACCGAUCAAAGAUCAGAGUAAAAAAUUCAAGCAGCCGAGCUCUCCCGGCGGCCGCCUCGCCAGCUUCCUAAACUCUCUCUUCAGCCAAUCAUCGCUGAAGAAGAAGAAGAAAUCGUCCAAAUCCUCCGCCAAGGAUUUGGAAGAGGAGAGCCCCGGCGGGAGGAGGAAGAGGAGGAGCAGCAUCAGCCACUUCAGAAUCACGAGCACCGCCAAAAACGCCGCCGCCGCGGAGAUCGGAUCUGGAUUUAGAACUCCGCCGCCUUACGUGAUCACUCCGACGAAAUCGCACAAGGAGCUGGCGAGAUUCGCAGAUCAGCAUCAUCAAGUAGCUUCCGUGCCGAUGAAAGGGACGAGUUUAAAGCAGAGUUUGGAGAAAUUGAGGGUUUCUGAGAAGAUGAAUUUGAAAAAAAUGAGCGAAGAGGAGGAUGGGGCGGAGAGUGAUUCGAGUUCGGAUCUAUUUGAUUUGCCUAAUCAUGAAUUGGAUUUCUUUUCGAGUAGCUUGCCUGUUUAUGAGACUACUCAUAUGGAAAGUAUUAGAAUUGGAACGCCUAUAUCCAGCGCAACAUAAAUAAUUUUUUUGGGAUAUAUUGGAAUUGGAACCCCAAAUGUGAACCAUGCAUGUUUCUAUUUUAGAUAACAUAACAUUUAUUUUUAUGUUAUUGGAGUAUCUAUUAAUCGUGCCAAAGCCAGUCGGUAAUCCACGCGGGAUUUCACAUUGUAUUAUUAAAUAGUAGCUACGUGUAAAAUUAGAAAAUACCAUUUUCUCAAUACAAAAAAGGAGGGUAACGUUACGUCGCAAAGGAAAAAUUAGAGGAAAUUAUAGUGAUGCAGAGGAUCCAUGCUUCACCCUAUCAUCCUCAAUCAGGUCUUCGACUUGAGUGGGAAUAAUAUGACAAAUCUUGUUCUUCACAUCUA
This is a messenger RNA of Salvia splendens (bonfire salvia), 1345 nucleotides long. RefSeq names its product protein BIG GRAIN 1-like E. The record is from RefSeq and is a predicted model, not a curated record. NCBI's taxonomy places the organism in Eukaryota, Viridiplantae, Streptophyta, Magnoliopsida, Lamiales, Lamiaceae. The transcript has a single exon. Gene Ontology annotation, biological process: auxin-activated signaling pathway. Bases 135 to 998 code for a protein of 287 amino acids.